AUGUCAGAAUUCGCUAGUGGCAACGAGGAGCUAACGCUACCCAAAGCAACUGUUCAGAAGAUCAUAUCCGAAGUGCUUCCCUCAGAGUUGACGUUCUCGAAGGAGGCCCGUGACGUUGUGAUUGAAUGCUGUAUUGAGUUCAUCAUGAUUCUUUCUGACCAGAGUAAUGAGAUUGCUGAAAAGGAUGCGAAGAAGACGAUAGCGUCGGAUCAUGUUAUUGGUGCGCUUCGAGAGCUUGGGUUCCCAGAGUACAUUGAGCCUAUUGAGAAGGUGCUUGUUGAGCACAAAGAAGCGCAGAAGGGCCGUGAGAGAAAGAGUAACAAGUUCCAGAACUCUGGGUUCACAGAAGAGGAGCUUUUAAGGCAGCAGGAGGAGCUCUUUAGACAGUCGAGAUCGAGGUUACAGAAUCAAAAAGGUGAUGGUGUUAAAGGCGAAGAGUGA
Molecule: messenger RNA, 441 nt
Organism: Williopsis jadinii
Lineage: Eukaryota; Fungi; Ascomycota; Saccharomycetes; Phaffomycetales; Wickerhamomycetaceae
Gene: NCB2
Product: negative cofactor 2 transcription regulator complex subunit NCB2
Exons: 2
Coding region: 1-441 (146 amino acids)
Biological process (GO): positive regulation of transcription by RNA polymerase II; RNA polymerase II preinitiation complex assembly; chromatin remodeling
Cellular component (GO): negative cofactor 2 complex
Molecular function (GO): TBP-class protein binding; protein heterodimerization activity; general transcription initiation factor activity
Source: RefSeq, a predicted model, not a curated record